Messenger RNA from Penicillium verrucosum, 408 nucleotides. RefSeq lists its product as uncharacterized. The record is from RefSeq and is a predicted model, not a curated record. Lineage: Eukaryota; Fungi; Ascomycota; Eurotiomycetes; Eurotiales; Aspergillaceae. The transcript is spliced from 3 exons. Bases 1 to 408 code for a protein of 135 amino acids.
AUGUCUGAUCGUCGUGCUAAGCGUAACGAAGAUAUUAUUUCUGCUCAAAACGCUAUCAAGCGCUGGAUACUUGAGCUUGGCUGGCAGAAUGCGAGCUACGUACAUGAACCUGGUCGUGGCCCUGACAAUGGCCUUAUUGGAUUUUGGUGCGAUGCUCUAGAGCGCAUUGCGGCCACCGAUACGCAGUUUAGAGCCACUUAUGGUUCCCGUUUUCAUCGAUUCCAAAUCCCCUCAACCCCAACCUCUGGCCAUCGUAGCCGUCGUCGUGGACCUAAUGUCCCUACUAUUCCCAUUCCUUUCCCUAGCCUUGGGCCUACCACGGGUGUUUCUAAUGGAGGUAACGUGGGUAGUGCCAAUGAGGAUGAUAGAGAAACUAGUAGUUCUAGUGCCUUUGAGAGCAUGGCCUAG